AUGACCAACAUCGUGCUGUUCAGCGGCAGCUCGCACCAGGACCUGUCCCAGCGGGUGGCCGACCGGCUGGGCCUGGAGCUGGGCAAGGUGGUCACCAAGAAGUUCAGCAACCAGGAGACCAGUGUGGAGAUCGGCGAGAGCGUGAGAGGGGAGGAUGUGUACAUCAUCCAGAGCGGCUGCGGGGAGAUCAACGACAAUCUGAUGGAGCUCCUCAUCAUGAUCAAUGCCUGCAAGAUUGCCUCCUCCUCCCGGGUGACCGCCGUGAUCCCCUGCUUCCCCUACGCCCGCCAGGACAAGAAGGACCGGAGCCGUGCUCCGAUUUCUGCAAAACUUGUGGCCAACAUGCUCUCGGUGGCUGGCGCAGACCACAUCAUCACCAUGGACCUGCAUGCGUCUCAGAUCCAGGGCUUCUUUGACAUCCCCGUGGAUAACCUGUACGCGGAGCCCGCGGUGCUGCAGUGGAUUCGGGAGAACAUCGCGGACUGGAAGAACUGUAUCAUCGUGUCCCCGGAUGCGGGCGGCGCCAAAAGGGUCACAUCCAUAGCGGACAGGCUGAACGUGGAGUUUGCUUUGAUCCACAAGGAGAGGAAGAAGGCGAACGAAGUGGACCGGAUGGUGCUGGUGGGCGACGUGAAGAACCGCGUGGCUAUCCUUGUGGAUGACAUGGCCGACACGUGUGGCACCAUCUGCCACGCUGCUGACAAGCUGAUCUCGGCCGGAGCCACCAAAGUGUACGCCAUCCUUACCCACGGGAUCUUCUCCGGGCCAGCUAUCUCCAGAAUAAACAGUGCCGCCUUCGAGGCCGUGGUGGUCACAAACACAAUCCCUCAGGAGGACAAGAUGACCCACUGCUCCAAGAUCCAGGUUAUUGACAUCUCCAUGAUCCUGGCCGAGGCCAUCCGCAGGACCCACAACGGGGAGUCCGUGUCCUACCUGUUCAGCCACGUGCCGCUGUGA
This is a messenger RNA of Pipistrellus nathusii (Nathusius's pipistrelle), 957 nucleotides long. NCBI's taxonomy places the organism in Eukaryota, Metazoa, Chordata, Mammalia, Chiroptera, Vespertilionidae. The record is from the annotation of a GenBank genome assembly.